AUGUCAUCAGAAGCUUCUGUUUCAUAUGCUGCUUUGAUUUUAGCUGACGCUGGAGUCGAAAUUACCUCAGACAACUUAUUGAGUGUCACUAAGGCCGCUGGUGCAUCUAUCGACAACAUUUGGGCCGAUGUCUAUGCCAAAGCUUUAGAGGGUAGAGACUUAAAAGAAUUAUUAUUCUCUUUUGCUGCCUCUGCUCCUGCUAGUGGUUCUGCUCCAGCUGCUGGUGCUGCUGGUGCGGCAUCGGGUGAGGCACCUGCCGAAGAAAAGGAAGAAGAGGCUGCAGAAGAAUCAGACGAUGAUAUGGGAUUCGGAUUAUUUGAUUAA
Priceomyces carsonii is the source of this 324-nucleotide messenger RNA. RefSeq names its product ribosomal protein P1 beta (gene RPP1B). Gene Ontology annotation, biological process: translational elongation; cytoplasmic translation. Bases 1 to 324 code for a protein of 107 amino acids. The transcript has a single exon. Gene Ontology annotation, cellular component: ribosome; cytosolic large ribosomal subunit. NCBI's taxonomy places the organism in Eukaryota, Fungi, Ascomycota, Pichiomycetes, Serinales, Debaryomycetaceae. The record is from RefSeq and is a predicted model, not a curated record. Gene Ontology annotation, molecular function: ribonucleoprotein complex binding; protein kinase activator activity; structural constituent of ribosome.